GCAGAUCUACCCGGGUUCCGGCAUGCCGGGCCAGUGUCUGGUUGCUGUCUCCCGGUUGCCUGCGCACCAUGGAGUGCCUGCGCUGCCUGCCCCGGCUGCUGCCCCGCGCCGUGCAGUCCCGGCGGGCCCUGUGUGUCGCGCGCCUGAGCCCUGCUGCCUUCUGCGGUCACGCGACCCCGCUGCUCUCCGGGAAUCAGAAGGCGCCGAGCUCGCCCGGCGCUGCAGGUGAUGUGCACCGGUCUAGAACCUCCGAUGCCUCUCAAGCUACCUUAGCCAGCGUGGCCCAAGUGUUUGCUGUGACAAAGUUUGACAAAGAAGGAAAUGUUACUUCUUUUGAGAGGAAGAAAACUGAAUUAUACCAUGAGUUAGCACUCCAGGCCAGAGACUUGAGGUUUCAGCACGUGAUGAGCAUCACUACCAGGAACAACAGGAUUAUCAUGAGGAUGGAGUAUUUGAAGGCUGUGAUAACUCCAGAGUAUCUUCUGAUACUAGAUUAUCGGAAUCUAAACCUGGAGCAGUGGCUGUUCCGGGAACUGCCAUCACAGCUGGCUGGAGAAGGUCAGCUCGUCACAUACCCGCUGCCGUUUGAGUUCAGAGCUAUUGAAGCACUCCUGCAGUAUUGGAUCAACACCCUUCAGGGAAAACUUAGCAUCCUGCAGCCGCUGAUCCUCGAGACCCUGGAUGCAUUAGUGGACCCCAAGCAUUCUUCUGUCGACAGAAGCAAGCUGCAUGUCCUGCUCCAGAAUGGCAAAAGUCUCUCUGAGUUAGAAACCGACAUUAAAAUUUUCAAAGAGUCUAUUUUGGAGCUUUUGGAUGAGGAGGAGAUGCUGGAAGAACUCUGUCUAACCAAGUGGAGUGACCCACAGGUCUUUGAGAAGAGCAGUUCUGGGAUUGACCAUGCAGAGGAGAUGGAGCUGCUGCUAGAAAACUACUACCGGUUAGCUGAGGACCUUUCCAAUGAGGCUCGGGAGCUGCGGGUGCUGAUUGACGACUCCCAGAGCAUCAUCUUCAUCAAUCUAGACAGCCAUCGCAAUGUGAUGAUGAGGCUAAAUCUCCAGCUAACCAUGGGCACCUUCUCUCUGUCACUCUUCGGACUAAUGGGAGUUGCUUUUGGCAUGAAUUUGGAAUCUUCCCUUGAAGAGGACCAUCGUGUGUUUUGGCUGAUUACAGGAAUUAUGUUUAUGGGAAGUGGCCUCAUCUGGAGGAGGUUGCUUUCAUUCCUUGGAAGACAGCUGGAAGCUCCUUUGCCCCCUAUGAUGGCCUCCUUACCUAAAAAGACCCUUCUGGCAGAUAGAAGGAUGGAAGUGAAAAACAGCCUCAGGCCGGAAGGACUUGGAGCAAGCAGGACUGUCCUGGCAAGCCGCUAACAGCAGCCUGGCAGACAAAGAUUGUUAUACUUCUGAAGCUAUUAUCUCUCUCUGAGGGGGAAAAAAAGACAACUGCUGUUUAAAUUAUGUCUGACUAAAAUACUGUGGCAUUCACAAUACUAAAACAUGGCUGCAUCUUCGGAAUUCUAUGAGACAAAGUGCUUUCUUUGUAAAAAGCCAAAAUCCUAUGUCCUACCAACCUUGAAUACUGUUUUUAUGGACUUUUUAAAGAAUAGAUUAAUUUAUUGAUAGACUUAACAGGAUUCAGCGAUGUUAUACAUACCAAGAAAAGUGCAUCUUUGUGCUGAUGGAGCCCAGAAACUUGGCAGAGCCUAUAAUCCCUGAGCUCGUGGGCUGCAGUUCACCAGUCAGGGAAUUGUGUUCCCGUCAACUUCUGACUUGGAGAAUAAAGCUGGUGGAUCUGCUAGCCUUGCAAUGAACUCUGGAAUGUCAGUCCUUGAUAGAACUUUAUUUUCAGGUAUUUGCUCUCUUUUAUAUAUAAGAUAAAUAAAAAGGAAGUAUAAUUUAAUGUCCGCAUACAGGGAUUCUGCAUAAUCAAAACUGUUAUUUUUCUUUCAUUGGUUAUAAAUAGAACCUUUGGAAGUAAAGUUGAAAGUGUUUAUUCUCUUACAACUUUAUAACUUUUGAUCAUUGCCUGAUUUAAGAGACUGUCUUGCUACCUUCCUCCGAAGAAAAUGUAUACAGCCAGCUAAUCUGUUUGCCUACCUCUCAAAAGUUAGCAGAUCACCUGGUCAAACAAGAGGGUAGUUAAUGUAAAAAUGGUGGGAACAUUAUCUUCCCAAUCAAGAUGUUUGCCUUUAAAACAAAUGGUAAAGCAAGACGUUGUUGGUCUUUUGUAAUUCCAGUCCUUGAAAGGCUGCAGCUGGAGGAUUGUGAAGAGUUAGAGGCCAGUAGAGGUUAUAGUGUUCCAGGCCCGCCUGGACUGUAGACUACUGGGUUCCUGUGGGGGACAGUCUCCCAUCAGGAUGUGGCAGUCCUCUCCAAGGCUCUGCAACCAAAUUGUUGAUACCUGUGAGUCUGAAAGCUGCCAUCCUACCUACCGUUCUACCUACCUUUGUGUAUUUCGUAGAGGUUUCAUUAAGUUGUGUGCUAGAACACAGUUAAGUGUGCUUCCAAAAGUAGUGCACUUGUAAGAUUGUAGUAAGACCAGAGCAGCUCUUAGCCUACAGGGCAGGGGUAAUGAGUGAGGUCGUACACCCACCACGGAUGUUGUGUGCCCAAUUAUUGCAAGUGUUACAGCUCUGAAGGAAAGGUAUCCCGACUUGUCGGGAAGUCAGGCUAUCCCUGAAACUGGGUUCCUGUGGGGGACAGUCUCCCAUCAGGAUGUGGCAGUCCUCUCCAAGGCUCUGCUCCACUCCCCCUGGGAGUUUCCCAACAGAAGUAUCUGUUUCUUCUCAGCUCAGACCUAAGUUGCUACUUCUUCAGCUUCGUUCUGCGCUGCAGAUUGUAGCAAUCUGCUCCAGCUCUAGCUAAAAGUCAUUGCUUCAGCAGAGGUGUCAGUUGCUCCUUCUGCUCUAGUUUCCUCAGGGAGAUUCACCAAAUAAAAGGGACUGGGGGUGCUGCUCAUUGUUAAGAGUGCUCGCCCAGCUUGCACAAAGCUGUGGGGUCAACUCCUAGUACUGCACAGUAAGUAACCAAAUUGUUGAUACCUGUGAGUCUGAAAGCUGCCAUCCUACCUACCGUUCUACCUACCUUUGUGUAUUUCGUAGAGGUUUCAUUAAGUUGUGUGCUAGAACACAGUUAAGUGUGCUUCCAAAAGUAGUGCACUUGUAAGAUUGUAGUAAGACCAGAGCAGCUCUUAGCCUCCAGGGCAGUGGUAAUGAGUGAGGUCGUACACCCACCACGGAUGUUGUGUGCCCAAUUAUUGCAAGUGUUACAGCUCUGAAGGAAAGGUAUCCCGACUUGUCGGGAAGUCAGGCUAUCCCUGAAACUGGGUUCCUGUGGGGGACAGUCUCCCAUCAGGAUGUGGCAGCCCUCUCUAAGGCUCUGCUCCACUCCCCCUGGGAGUUUCCCAACAGAAGUAUCUGUUUCUUCUCAGCUCAGACCUAAGUUGCUACUUCUUCUUCUACCUCUGCUUCGUUCUGCGCUGCAGGAUGUAGCAAUCUGCUCCAGCUCUAGCUAAAAGUCAUUGCUUCAGCAGAGGUGUCAGUUGCUCCUUCUGCUCUAGUUUCCUCAGGGAGAUUCACCAAAUAAAAGGGACUGGGGGUGCUGCUCAUUGUUAAGAGUGCUCGCCCAGCUUGCACAAAGCUGUGGGGUCAACUCCUAGUACUGCACAGUAAGUAACCAAAUUGUUGAUACCUGUGAGUCUGAAAGCUGCCAUCCUACCUACCGUUCUACCUACCUUUGUGUAUUUCGUAGAGGUUUCAUUAAGUUGUGUGCUAGAACACAGUUAAGUGUGCUUCCAAAAGUAGUGCACGUGUAAGAUUGUAGUAAGACCAGAGCAGCUCUUAGCCUACAGGGCAGGGGUAAUGAGUGAGGUCGUACACCCACCACGGAUGUUGUGUGCCCAAUUAUUGCAAGUGUUACAGCUCUGAAGGAAAGGUAUCCCGACUUGUCGGGAAGUCAGGCUAUCCCUGAAACUGGGUUCCUGUGGGGGACAGUCUCCCAUCAGGAUGUGGCAGUCCUCUCCAAGGCUCUGCUCCACUCCCCCUGGGAGUUUCCCAACAGAAGUAUCUGUUUCUUCUCAGCUCAGACCUAAGUUGCUACUUCUUCUUCUACCUCUGCUUCGUUCUGCGCUGCAGGAUGUAGCAAUCUGCUCCAGCUCUAGCUAAAAGUCAUUGCUUCAGCAGAGGUGUCAGUUGCUCCUUCUGCUCUAGUUUCCUCAGGGAGAUUCACCAAAUAAAAGGGACUGGGGGUGCUGCUCAUUGUUAAGAGUGCUCGCCCAGCUUGCACAAAGCUGUGGGGUCAACUCCUAGUACUGCACAGUAAGUAACCAAAUUGUUGAUACCUGUGAGUCUGAAAGCUGCCAUCCUACCUACCGUUCUACCUACCUUUGUGUAUUUCGUAGAGGUUUCAUUAAGUUGUGUGCUAGAACACAGUUAAGUGUGCUUCCAAAAGUAGUGCACUUGUAAGAUUGUAGUAAGACCAGAGCAGCUCUUAGCCUACAGGGCAGGGGUAAUGAGUGAGGUCGUACACCCACCACGGAUGUUGUGUGCCCAAUUAUUGCAAGUGUUACAGCUCUGAAGGAAAGGUAUCCCGACUUGUCGGGAAGUCAGGCUAUCCCUGAAACUGGGUUCCUGUGGGGGACAGUCUCCCAUCAGGAUGUGGCAGUCCUCUCCAAGGCUCUGCUCCACUCCCCCUGGGAGUUUCCCAACAGAAGUAUCUGUUUCUUCUCAGCUCAGACCUAAGUUGCUACUUCUUCUUCUACCUCUGCUUCGUUCUGCGCUGCAGAAUGUUGCAAUCUGCUCCAGCUCUACCUAAAAGUCAUUGCUUCAGCAGAGGUGUCAGUUGCUCCUUCUGCUCUAGUUUCCUCAGGGAGAUUCCCAGUAGAGCCUCCGCUCUGCGUCAGUAGAAGAUCUUCACCCAAAACUCUUUGAAGAGAUUUAUUUGGAAAGGAGUCCGGGAGAGUGGCUGCCUCAGUCAGGGUGGAGAAGGACAGUUGCCAACCAAACAGGCAGAGGGCUUACAUAGGGCUUGAGUUAUUCCAGGGUGAAGAUUUCAGGGAGGGAAGGGAAUUGAUCAGAUUUUGGUCCCCUUGGGCUUGGACAAACUCAGUUUGGCUAGAUUUUGUGCUCAGGGAUUGGUUGGUUUAGUGUUGAGUUGGUCAGGGCAGAUUUGGCUCUGGUUUCUUUCCUGGCCCUGUAUAGUCUUUCACCUCUAGUUUCGGGGCCAGGGUGUGUUCUUUCAUUGGCUCUCGUUCCAGAGUCAAGGUGUGCUUCUUUGAUUCUGGUUUCAGGGCCAAAGUGUGUUUUGUUCACUUGCUCUGGGUUCAGGUCUAGGCUGUGUUUCUUUCACUGGCUCUGGUUUCAGGGCCAAGGUGGAUUUCUCUGGCAAUUUUUUCCUUUUUACCCUGCAGUGACCCUAAUGUGUCCCACAAGAAUGUCAGGUUCAUUUACUGGGUGAUUUAGCAAUGGGAAUAAGAAUGUUAUUCCAGUAGAAAAUAGAAAGUUACAAAUGAGCUCCCCUCCUAUGUGGGACUGUGAGUAGCUGGUCCAGAGCAGCUGAGCUAGCCUGGUGUCCCAAUCCUGAGACACUGGAAUGUGACCCUAUGGAAACUGUAGCAGCUGAAGCCUUUGAUAGUGUCCGAGAUCAUCUUUGAUGAUGCCUAGGUUCCACAGUACCCUUCUUCAGACCCAAUGAUCAGUCUUAACAUUGUCUCGGGUUUUUGCUCAACUGAGAUACAUGAAGAAUUGAAGUCAUUUGAUCCCAGGUCAGACACAAUCAAAUAGCAUUUUUUCUUUUAUUGUUAGUUUAUGACCUUAAGUAAAGUAAUUGUCUCAAUUAGUCAUGUACCUUCUACUGAUAACUAUUUCUCCAGUCAGAUAAAAAGACAGAACUGAGAGUUUGUAAAAAUUUUAAAAGUGGUUAUUAGGUCAUUGAGGGUUCUCAAAUGUAACUGCUACUUAAAGGAAAUGUUGUGAAAUAUCAAAUACUGAGUUUUAUGAUUGAACAAGCAGUCACACAUCCCACAUCUAGCAUGAGCCAAGGGGUUAUGAUCCUUUUUUCAGUCUGUCCUUACUAUGUUCAGAGCCUCUGAACCGAUGUGAGAAGAGCAGAGGUCAUUCUAUGAAAUGAUCCCUCUGCAUGCCCUUCUUGACAACAGACUGGAAUAGGCGGAGGCUCUUUGUGUGGCAGGCUCCAGGAGCUGCUCUAGACUUUAUUUCUGGGGCAUCGAUGAAGCCACAUUUGAACUUUAGUAUGAUAGCUUCGGUAAUGGCCACAGAGGAGAUUUCAUGGAGGGAUUGGAAUGAGUCCAGAGACUUGAGCUCCCCACCUCCAGUCAUCCUGACUUUAUAGUCUGGGACAAUAAGGCAUAAAGCAGUUCCUGUCUUGAAGCCUUAUAAAUGUACAGAGAAAGCUAGAAAACUAAUAUGUAAAUGUCUGUUGGUAUCUUGAGGUAAAGAUGACUAAGCUAAGCAGUUGCUUAGUGUUGUUCUUGAGUAUCUAAGCUUUGUGGGACUGGUUCUUAGAACCUCAGUUAACACUUGGUGGAAGGAAAUGUUAACCCACCUGUUGAGAAUAAUAGACUGUCAUGUGCUAAUUUUUUUCUCUGUAUCAGGUCAAUAUUCUCUAUAGGUUGACCCUCAAAAGUGGUGUAGCACUUUAUUUCUCACAGAGAAGUCAGUAUGUUACAAUUGUCAGUAUGACAAUGUUACAGUGUACAAUGUUACAGUUGUCAAAUGACAAUCCUGUCACUUGAAGAUGUUUCCAUCUCUAUAACCUUUCAGCUUCUUUUUUUUUUUUCUUUUUUUAAAUGUAGUAGUGCCUACUUGCUGUGUUCAGACACUGAGCCAAAGACAAAUCCUAUGGUCAGCUGUGGCCAUAUUUAGACAAGCUCUCAUCAGUUAUCAGAGCAGAGGCACUGGCACUUUAGUGCUAGAGCAUCAGCCCAGGGUUGGGAAAGCCCAUGCCUGAUGUGCACAAGGCCCUGGGUUUAGCCCUGCCACUCACAUUUGCUGAUUGGCAAAACAAUAACCCUUCUGCUGGUAGUGUUCUUCAGAUAGCUUGAACUACGAGUUACUACCCAAGCAAAACCAAAUGUUCCUGUUUGCUUCCUUCUGUGUCUUAGGGGGCUGUAUAGCGCACACUCAACAGCUAGUCUGGAGGGUAAGCAGUGCCUUCUAGGGUGAGUGUUUGUGAGUUUGUGAGUUGUCCCUCUUUCUCUCCUAUGAAUCAUCAUCUUUGGUCUAUUCCACAUUCCCUCUGCAGAGGUAUCUCUCUCUCUGAGUGGGACUUGUCACCCCUUUUCCUUUUCCUUUUGAUAUCACUUUCCAGGAUCAGAAGGAACAGUAGCUCUUUGCCUGACAGGGGACCAGCCAGUCACUGUUAAUAAGUUGAGAAUGGAGCACAGGAUCUACCCUAAAGAACAGGCCAAGAACAAGUGAAGCCAUAGCCCACUCGUCCCUUAUGGUCAGCCUGGGUUCAUCCCUUACAGUCACAUCCCUCUCCCUCCUGCUCUGCUGGUGGAGCUGGCAGCCCAGCACAACAAAGCCCACCACCCUGUGAGACUUAAAACCACAAUGGUGAGGCUGAUCACUUGUCGCAACAGCCAGCCCCACAGACGUGUGAGGCACGAGAUAGCUCAUCCAACUUGGUUCCUGAGGUUGUCCUUCUAAGCCCUCUUUGAGGAAGGAGCAGUGUGCGGCACCUUCCCCGUGCUGUUCUCUCCUCUCACCAUGUUUUCACUGUAUACUGCACCGUCAGUAUGACAAAAGGCCCAAGACGAGCAGCUUCAAAAGAAGAAACAUUUAUUUUGGCUCCCAGUUUCAGCCAUGUCAGUUGUAGGGCCUUGACCCUGUUGCUUUGGAGCUGGGGAAGAAGCCAGCACGGCAGAGGAAAGCUGUUCAUUUUAUGGCAGCUGGGAAGCAAAGCGGCAAGGAAAGACUUGGGGUCCUGGUGCACCCUAAUGACGUAACUUCCUCCAACAAGAUCCCACCCCAGAAUUUCUGCCCUCCUUCAGCUGGAGACCAAGACUUCAGCAUGGGAAUUUGGGAGCACAUUUAAGAUCCAAAUAGGACCAGCCGCUGCUUAAGGAUUUUUUUUUUAAGGAGCAAUGAUAGAUAGAAUGUGUUACAAGGUAACUGUGCCCUUUCUAGGCAAGACAGAGACAGGUAUUCAACCAGAAGAGGAGGGGUGAUGGUUUUAGUCCCAAGCUCAGAGAAGAUGCAGAGUGCCUGCCGUUCCCCGUCAUCUGGUACCCACACAUAACUGACCACAUUUCCAGGUCACCUGGCUGUCAGUGUGUCUGUCCCAGGAGCCCAACCUCUGCCAGGCUUCACCAUGGCUCCACUGGAGGAAUGCUUUGUCCACCCUGGAGAUGGACUUGGCCCAAGAGGGAGGGGCUGAACAGGAGAAUGGAGUGACCGUCUUCAGUCUGAGCUGAGGCUGUAGACAUGAAGUGCCCCAGAGAGCCGGGCGCCCCAAGAACUUCUUCCAGCAGCGACAACCACUUGGUUCUGUAGAGGACACAAUAUAGACAGCACUGAUGACAAAUUCCUCACACUGUGCUCUGGUGAUGCAUAGGAAAGCCAUGGUGGCCAGACCCCAUAGCUACAACUUAUGUCGUUCCCUUUGCUCAUAUACUACUUUCUUGAUCUGUAAGUUCUAAAAACCACAUUUGUGAAGCUGACCUCAGCCCCUGCCUCUUGGACAUUAAAAAAAAAUUUUUAAAUGGGAAACACAAGUGUGUGCUUAUUCCAGAACCUUGGUGUGGUGCGCUGCACAGCAUGCAUCUGGAGUGGAAAGGACUGACAGAUAGGGCCACCGUCAGACAGUAUCUCUGCCCAUCUUCCAGAAUUGUUUUCAAAUCUGCUGCCGGUUGUGAGACAUUUUUGUAAUGGCAAAAUCUUCACAGUUUACGGUUAAAUUUGAUUUGGAGGAGUUAUUUUAAAUCACUACUGGUAAGUGAAGUGUGGCUGGUCAUGCUGACUGCUAGCAUUUUAAACAGAGCAGGCUUUGCCGUUUAUCUUGUUGAACUGCCCGUGAGGCUCACCACAUGACAUGGACGGUGGCAGUGGUUCUUAGGUGUGUUGCCAGGCUGCCAGUGCCACAAGGGUCAUGUGAUCUGGGAAGGAAACCUGUCUUGAGAGUUCUGAUUCAGGUCUCAGGGAAAGGCCACCCUGCUGUUUUAUGCUCACUGAGCCUUAAUGCCCUGUCUAUGUGAGCGGGGAAGUGAGGGGUGUUUAUACCGACACGAGGGAACUGUGAUUAGGAAGACUCACUGUAGAGUUGCACAGACCAGAAUUAGCUGUGAAGUACCUCCAACUGGCCUUUAUCACCACUGCCCAUGCUCAGUGUUCUUGAUAACAUCUCUUUUUUAAAAAAAAAAAAGAUGUAUAAAAUUGUAAAUAAAAGCCCAGUGUAUCCUUUGGAGAAUCUUUUCUUGAUGAAAUUGCUGAUUCUGGUAGAUAGACCUAUUGUGUCAAGCUUGUCUGUGUCAGAACUAUUGGCCACCAGAGGGCAGUUUCAUCACGAGUCUCACAGCAGGCUGUGUCCCCAGCACCUCCAGAGCUUUAUCAGGCUGCUGUCUUCUGCACUUAGGAUGCCCCACUAAGACUCCUGAACACUCUGCUCUUUAUCCUUUAGUCUAUGCCAGGCUCAUGAACCUGCCUUCCCCGUGUGUCUUCAAGAGCAGUGACUUUGUAUUUGUAUUUUAUAACCUAGCACAAUUUUAUGAUACCAGAUCCAGAAGUGAAUGAACGGUUUAGUGGUUUAGUUUGGUUUCCUUUGUUUUGAGGCAGGGUCCCAUUCUAAUCCAGGCUAGCCUUGAACUCUCUGAGUCCCGGAUUGGCUUCAAACUCCUACCUCAGCUUUGUGUGCAGGAAUUACAGGCCUGAGCUACCACACCUGGCUCUUCAGUAGUUAUAUACUAUAUUUCUUAGUUGUGUAUUUAUUUGAAUGUAAUAUUAAAUGUAUGUAUCCUCGAGCAGUCCCACUGCUGUGUUUCUCGCCUGCAAGGAUAUUUGCACAAUUAUGUAAAAAAAUAGGUGUAAGAAUGCACAGUACAGCAUUAUUUGUAAUAGUUUAAAAUGGAAAUAACAUAAAUAUGGCGAUGUAAUUGAACUGAGUUAUGUAAUGUCCAGAGAAUAAAGAAUUGUGUAACUCUUGAGAAGGAU
Arvicola amphibius (Eurasian water vole) is the source of this 10162-nucleotide messenger RNA. RefSeq names its product magnesium transporter MRS2 (gene Mrs2). The coding region runs from base 69 to 1367 and encodes 432 amino acids. Gene Ontology annotation, molecular function: magnesium ion transmembrane transporter activity. NCBI's taxonomy places the organism in Eukaryota, Metazoa, Chordata, Mammalia, Rodentia, Cricetidae. The record is from RefSeq and is a predicted model, not a curated record. Gene Ontology annotation, biological process: mitochondrial magnesium ion transmembrane transport. Gene Ontology annotation, cellular component: mitochondrial inner membrane. The transcript is spliced from 11 exons.